This is a messenger RNA of Habropoda laboriosa, 3285 nucleotides long. RefSeq names its product jmjC domain-containing histone demethylation protein 1-like. The transcript is spliced from 7 exons. Gene Ontology annotation, molecular function: histone demethylase activity; protein binding; zinc ion binding. Gene Ontology annotation, biological process: protein demethylation; regulation of transcription by RNA polymerase II. The coding region runs from base 69 to 3020 and encodes 983 amino acids. The record is from RefSeq and is a predicted model, not a curated record. Lineage: Eukaryota; Metazoa; Arthropoda; Insecta; Hymenoptera; Apidae.
GUUCUGACCUUCAAAAGAUAAUAUACGUUUAAUAUUCGAUGAGUUUUCGGUGAUACGUUUCUGACAGCAUGUCCGCAAUGGCCGAUGACUCUACUUCUCUGCCAAAAAGGCGUCAAUUGCGGGAAAGAACUCGAAAGUUGUAUACAGACGACUGGACCAUAGGCGAUGAGGAAAUCGAGGGACGUAGGACUUUCCAGCUCGAUGAAAAAAUUGAGUGCGAAAGAUACAACCUUAGCAAUUUCACUGGAUUAUUUCGUGAAAUGGGUGGUUCUGAAUUAAAUUUAGCAUACCUUCAAAAGCAUGGUCUCAGCAUACCGUUGCUCUUCAGGGAUAAAACUGGAUUGGGAUUACGUGUUCCCAGUUCAAAUUUUACUGUCAAUGAUGUGAGGACAUGUGUUGGUUCCAAGAGGAUAUUGGAUGUAAUGGAUGUUAAUACACAGAAGAAUGAAGAUAUGACAAUGAAAGAAUGGCAGAAGUAUUAUGAAGAUCCCAACAAAGAACGGUUGUUAAAUGUAAUUUCAUUAGAAUUUAGCCACACCAAAUUAGAACAUUAUGUACAAUCACCUGAAUUGGUACGACAAGUUGAUUGGGUAGAUGUCAUAUGGCCAAGACAUCUGAAGGAAGCACAAGUGGAGUCUACAAAUCUGUUGGAAGAUAUGAUGUAUCCAAAAGUGCAAAAAUACUGUCUUAUGUCUGUAAAAGGUUGUUAUACAGACUUUCAUGUUGACUUUGGUGGAACCAGUGUUUGGUAUCAUAUUCUAAGAGGUGGCAAAAUAUUUUGGCUUAUUCCCCCUACUGAGAAAAACUUAACCCUCUAUCAAGAAUGGGUAUUGAGUGGUAAACAAUCUGAUGUAUUUUUUGGAGAUAUGGUAGACAGGUGUGGUAGGAUAACUUUAACAGCUGGCAUGACUUUAUUUAUUCCAACUGGCUGGAUACAUGCUGUUUACACUCCUCAAGAUUCUUUAGUGUUUGGUGGAAAUUUUUUACAUAGUUUUGGUAUUGAGAAGCAAUUGAAAGUUGCACAAGUAGAAGAACAUACAAAAGUACCACAAAAAUUCAGAUAUCCAUUUUUCACAGAAAUGUUAUGGUAUGUUUUGGAAAGGUAUGUUCAUGUUCUUCUAGGCAGAAGUCAUCUGGACAUUUCGGAAUCGCAACGUCAACAUUCAGUACCACAACACCACCAACAUGUACAUCUAACACCGUUUGAAUUACAUGGUUUGAAAGCAAUAGUUAUGUAUUUACAUUCACUACCUUCUACAAAAAAGAACGUGCCUGAGCUAAUUCGUGAUCCUGUUGCCUUAAUUCAUGAUGUUCGGUGUCUGGUAGAACAGCACAGACACGAUAGUCCAGAUGCGGCUGUAACAGGAAAUCCUGUGUUGCCACCUCCGCCUCAGUUAACAAUUGCUGAAAGGGAACGUUUGAAAAUAACUAAGAAAAGUUUUACAAAGAUACCGAGGCACCACUCGCAAGAAAAGUCUGAAAGAGUUUUUCCACGACGGAGGCGUACUAGAUGUAAAAAAUGUGAGGCAUGUACAAGGACAGAUUGUGGAGAAUGUAUGUACUGUCAGGAUAUGGUCAAAUUUGGUGGUAGUGGUCGUGCCAAACAAACGUGUUUAAUGAGGCAAUGUUUGAGGCCUAUGCUCCCAGUAACUGCAGCUUGCAAAGUUUGUCGAUUGGACGGCUGGGGUCAACUGCCUGCGCCAUUAAUGGGAAAACCAACACCUACAGCACCAUCGAGUUUAGUAGAGUGCUCGAUAUGUUUCGACAUUGUACAUCCUGAAUGCAUAGGAUUGGAUCCUCAAAAUAUAACCGUCAGCGACGAUUUACCGAAUAGUUGGGAAUGUCCCCAGUGUUGUGAAAGCGGUAGAAAUCUAGAUUGUAGACCACGUCAACCUAAGGCUCGUGCUCGAAAACUUUCAGUAUCUAGCGCAGCUUCAUCAGCACCCACAACAGAUUCUGAAAGGGCGACUACACCAAGUAAACGUUCAAGACCCGAUCCCAGCGAUGCAUGGAAUGACAGAGAACCGGCUGAGGGCGAACAGCGAACAGCUUUGCGUACACAAUUAGCUGUACAAUUAACUGGUUCAAGUAGUAAGUCAUUGAAGAGGCCCUACGUGGUGGUUAGACCUGUUCCACUUCCGCCUGUUCAAAGACCAGGGCCCGAUUUUAAUGGACAAUCUUUAGCAUAUGACAAAACAGCAUUACUUGCUAUUUUUAGAUUUUUAAAUGCAAAGGACCUGGCGAAUUGUGCCUUGGUUUGCCGUACAUGGGCCAGAUAUAGUAUAGAUCCUAGUUUGUGGAGAAAAUUGGAUAUGUCUCAUUCCCAUCUAACAGCUUUACAUUUGACUGGUAUUAUACGCCGCCAACCGGAAAAUCUGUCCCUUGACUGGACAAAUGUCACUAAAAGACAAUUAGCCUGGCUGUUAAGUAGAUUACCACAGCUCAGAACAUUAUCUGUACAAGGUUGUACGUGGGCCGGAGUCUGUGCUUUAAGAACUUGCACUUGUCCACCACUUGUUACCUUAGACCUAAGUCAUGUAUCUGGACUGAAUGAUUCAAGUUUGAGAGAAGUUCUCAGUCCACCUACAGAUUCGAGACCUGGUCUAAUCGAUAAAACUUCAAGAUUAAAACAUCUUAAAAAUUUAUCUUUGGCUGGAUGUGAUAUAACUGAUGUAGCUUUGAGAUAUAUAGUUCAACAUUUACCUUAUCUUGAAACACUGGAUCUUUCUUCUUGCGGUAGAGUUACUGAUGCUGGUGUAGCUCAAUUGGCAACUCCGCCAGCGCAAGCAGUAACGAACCUAGCAUCACUGAAUUUGGCAAACUGUAGAUUACUCACAGAAGCAACGUUAGAUCAUUUGGCAAGAUGUAAAGUGCUUAAACGCUUGGAUCUCAGACACACAACUCAAGUUUCAACUCAGUCUGUAAUUAAGUUUGCUGCAAAAAGUAUUCAUAAUUUGCAUGUAACUGAUGUUAAGUUAGUAGAAGAAAAGAAGUUUAAAGCAGACGCAAAAUUCACGUGAAAAAAUGUAUCUGUUUGUUGCGAGAAGUUUUGGCAAGUGCAAUUUGGUUACAGUAUAAAAACAUACCGAACGACAAACCAUAAACAUUAUGCCGAAUUUCGAUUAAUAAUUAUUUAUUAUCAUGAAUAUCCAUCAGCACUGUAUCGCAUCUUCAUAAAGUAAGAAAGUGGACCUGACUAGUAUAGGAUUUCUAUUUGAUAAUAUUCAGUUUUACCGAUGUCACUGUGCGAUCUAGGCAGAAAAAAGAUACUUGUAUAUCAUCUGA